GUAAACAAGUUGGACCUCUCUGUGCGAGCUAUUUUGCGGCUGCGAGUUGAUUCCUACAAGACCACGUGUUAGCGGUGAUCCCUGGUUCGAGCCCCACGUGCCGGUGUUCGAAGCCUGUCCACCAUAACCCAGCUGAGUGUCACGUAUGUUUAAGACCGUGAAGAUGGCCGAGAGCACCAGGGAGAAGGGUGUGGAGCCCCGGGCGAGGAUGGACGGCUUCAGCAGCACCCUCAGCGAGUACAGCACCACCCUGGCAGACAUGAACAAAGCCUUGGAGGAGCUGCAGAGCCGCAGGGUGGGGCUGCAAAGUGUGCUGGAGGGGAAGCAAAAGCAGACUGCCAAUCUAAGGGCACAGGUGGAUGCCCAGCGAGUGCGGGAGCGUGGCUGGAAGGAACAGGAGAAUGCAGCCCUCCUGCGGAUCAAACAGCUCAAUGAGGAACUUGAUGCAGCCAAGCAGGACCUAGAGAAGGUCAGGGGACGGGGUGAAGAGCUGCGGCAGCUGAGGCUGAAGAAGGUGAGUGAGUUUGAGGAAGAGAUGCGGGAACUCUACUCUGAAUUCCGGUGUCUUCAGCUGCUGGGGGAGGGUGAGAAAGGGAACAAGGAGGAAAAUGCAGAGCUACUGUCUCACCUGGAGAAGGAAGUGGCAGAGUUGGAAGAGGAACAUGCGGCACUUGUUGCUGAUGCCAGUACUAACGGAAGUCUUCCGCUGAACACCCUGCAAUCCAUCCUAAAUGAGGGUAGUGAAUACCUGAAGGAAAUUGAAAAGGAAGCCAAUCAGUUUAGGGAUAAGGAGGCAGCCCUGAAGCAGCAGCUGGAAGCCCUGCAACAAAAAGCAGAUGAAGCUGCUCCACAGCAAGACGUUCACAUGUCAGAACAGUGAGGUAUAAUUUCUAAAUCAGACCCCAGCGCACUUGUAUCAGACCCCAGCAUACUUGGAUCAGUAAUUGAUUAGAUUAUCAACUAAGCUGGUUAACAAACAUUAUGGAAUACAGUAAUGACUAUAUUUUCAUUUUGUUGUUUUAUCAUUUGUUGGGAGUUUGAUACUAAUAUUUCAUUAAACAGUAUAUACCUGUAUCCUUUAUUUUCACUGCACUGCAGGGCUAGCAUCCUAUAUGUUAACUGUGUUACUGUACAAAAUUAUAUGAAUAAACUGCUCAGCAACUCUCCAAUAGUAGACAAACAUCUGAUGACCCACAUUACUUAAUUGCUAUUGACUUUCCACUGUCAAAGCACUGUAAUUCCACACUGAACCAAACAACUUUACUGCCGUGGUUAGUGGUAUGCUGAGCACUACACAUUAGCCUCAACUUUUUCAACACAACAUAUGUACGUUUUUGCUCACCACUCUACACAGCAUAUUUUCGCAACCUCAACACCCAGAGGAUUAAUAUUUUUAAAGGAGUAUUAAUUGAUAAUGAGGCAGGUUUCAGAUUAUCAUUAUUUUCAUUGAAAUGAAAGUAUAUUUACUUUUGUAUACUUGCAUAAUAAAGAUUAAAACUUA
This is a messenger RNA of Eriocheir sinensis (Chinese mitten crab), 1501 nucleotides long. RefSeq lists its product as uncharacterized. Lineage: Eukaryota; Metazoa; Arthropoda; Malacostraca; Decapoda; Varunidae. The transcript has 6 exons. The record is from RefSeq and is a predicted model, not a curated record. Bases 146 to 880 code for a protein of 244 amino acids.